CGUACAUCACUCUUAUGCAAUGUUUUAUCGCUCGUUUAUCUUGAGUUUAUUCAUGACAUCGACAAAGUAUAUCAAAAACCAGAAGUAUUAUCCACAAAUUAUACAUUAUCUUUCGAUUCACCUAUUUUUUUCCCGACUUUUUUACCGUUUUUUACACGUCGUGUGCUACACAUAACCUUCAAGAUCUUCAAGUGACAUUUAAGACAUAUAUUUUCAAACAUAACCUAUACCAUAUUAAAGUCAAACAAAAACCCACACAAGAUUGGAAAGCUGCAUGUAAAAAUUUACAUAGGAAAUGACAUUGAUCUUUGGAAUUUACUUUGGUGUGCUCACCUUACGACUGGGAGGGGGAUGAGUGAAAUGUGGUAAAACGAAUCUAAUCGGUGAAAACUAGAAAGUGUUUGGAAGCAAAGAUGUCAGUAAGAAUGGAGUUUCACGAUUUACUGGCCGAGAGGCGACAGGAUUGUGAUAUUUUAUGGGUUUCGCGAGCCACGAAUCCAUUACCACCUCAUAAAUUACCACCAGAGUUGAAGUACUCCAGGAGUCAGGCUAUUCGAGCCACCCUCGCUAAUCCGCGAGUCAUCAUGGUCAUCGAGAGCUUGGCUGCUGCUCGCCAGGUCGACAAGUCUGUUAUUGUUGCCGAAGCUCGAGCCAUGCUCGAGGAAAUGGCCAGCAAAGCUCAUCUUCCGACAGUUCGUUGGCUAGGAUUGUUAAUUACCAAAUUUAUGAAAAGAAUCUUGAUAAGUGUUCGCCUGAACAAGCAAUUUUUACUGACUAUAAGAAAUCAGAUGAGCACUGCUCAAGUUCAAUAUGUUUACGCUCCAUCGCACAGAAGUUACCUUGAUUUUGUGCUACUGUCAUACAUACUUUUCUCUUAUGACAUGGCUCUGCCAAAUAUUGCGAGUGGAAUGGAUUUUUACCGGAUGCAAGUUGUCGGAGAGCUUUUGCGAAAAACCGGAGCAUUUUAUAUGAGACGCAGUUUUUCUACUGAUAAACUUUAUAAAGAAAUAUUUCGAGCCUAUGUCGCUUCGAUUGUGGCUCAUAGCGAUCGGGCAAUCGAAUUUUUUAUCGAAGGGACCCGGAGCAGAAGUCAGAAAAGUCUUGCUCCUAAAUAUGGCUUGUUGUCAAUGAUAGUGGAAGUUCUAUUUCGAAGUGACGUGCCUGAUAUUCAAUUUAUACCAAUCAGUAUCAGUUACGACAGGCCCCUCGAAGAAACUUUAUUCGCUUACGAAUUGCUGGGGGUGCCUAAACCAGCUGAAAGUACCACGAAACUUUUAAAGUCACUUUCCAUUCUUCGAGAACCUCACGCCCAUGGGCAUGUUUACUUUAAUUUCGCCGAGCCUAUUUCGGCGAGAGAGUACUUAGACAUGCAUGUUCGUAAAUCCAGUGCCUUAUCACCGAAUGCAAAGCUACCCACCGACAAAGUCAAACAAUUAGCAUAUUCUAUUAUAGAAAGUCACAAGAAAAACGCAGUACUGAUGCCAUUUAAUAUCGUCGCUCUUUUGUACAAUGAAAGGAUUCAUUCGCAUCCUGGAGAAACAUACAGUUUUGACAAUUUACUCGAAGAUUACGCCUGGAUGAAAAGUAUUCUAGUCAAAUCAGUUGGAGCCUUAGUAUUCCCGAAAGAUGUGGAAAGCCCCGCGAGAACAGAAAGGGAAGAAAUUUUCGAAUCACUCCACGUGCAUAAAGAUCUGCUCGAGAUUGAUUCGUCGAGUAAUUUACGAUUGAAAGAGAGACACAGGAUUAUAAAGACAGACAAAAUAGUGAACGUGAAAGGACACGUUUUGAAUGACGAGACAAUACGGAUGUCGGUACCAGCCAUAAGCAUUGCCAUUUAUAUGAACCCGACUUUGGCAUUUUUAGCGAAACCUGCCAUUUUAGCAGUAUGUGUCAAACCAAACGGAAAUGGUGCAAUACCCAAAGAAAAAGUAUUAGAGCACUAUCGACUGCUGCGAAAAGUCUUGAGCACAGAAUUAGCAAUUCAGGCAGAAAUCAGUGAAUCGUCUUUGCAAUCGGAAUGGGAAGAAGCGCUUUCCUUUAUGCUGAAGGAAAAUUGCAUUCGGGAUUUUGGAGAUUCACUUGUGAUAGCUUCUAACACCAGACUGCAUUCCCUCUUGUGUAAUCUUAUUUUACCUUAUUUAGCGGCUGUAUACGUAACAUGCAGUAUUCUGUUAAAGUGGGACGAGUCUGUGUUGGGCGAAUGUACUGACAAAAAUAUUAUAAAAGAAUCCCAAAAAGUGACUGAGGAAAUACUCUACAAAGCAGAUACAUUUUUUAAACAUCCAUAUUCCCUGUCAAUUGAUCUUUACACAUCAACGCUCUCCAGUUUAUUGGAAAUCGGCGAUUUAAACCGACCAGAAAAAACGCCGGUCUAUCAAGCUGAUAAAGUUCGAUUAUCUACCUAUGUUUCUAUUUUAGAUGGUAUGUUGCAACAGGAAGAUGCGAGAUCGUAUUUUGAUAUCGCACCGACUUUAUUAUCAUCUACUCAAAAUGAUAUUCAAGCCAAAUUAUAAUCAUACCGGUGUUCAACACGUCUAUAUGUUAGAUAUGUAUUUAAUAAAUGAUAUUAAUAUAAUUAACAAAA
Messenger RNA from Belonocnema kinseyi, 2584 nucleotides. It is a transcript of the gene Dhap-at, whose product is annotated as dihydroxyacetone phosphate acyltransferase. The record is from RefSeq and is a predicted model, not a curated record. Bases 414 to 2513 code for a protein of 699 amino acids. Gene Ontology annotation, cellular component: peroxisomal membrane; mitochondrial membrane. NCBI's taxonomy places the organism in Eukaryota, Metazoa, Arthropoda, Insecta, Hymenoptera, Cynipidae. Gene Ontology annotation, biological process: ether lipid biosynthetic process. Gene Ontology annotation, molecular function: glycerone-phosphate O-acyltransferase activity. The transcript is spliced from 6 exons.